AUGCGUGGAGCAGGAUGGUGGAUGAGACAAGCGUAUCUCGGGCUCAUUCCCGCUUUUCCGGCAGGAUACUUGGUCAUAAAUGGAUUCCGAGGUGAUCAAUUUUGGGCUAAACCCUAUGUCAAUCGCAGUGCUAUGCCACCUUCUGAGUCUCUAGAAGAGCUUGUGGAGGCUGAACUCGACAAAAUUGGAGACAUAAAGAAAGCUAAGGUAUGUUUAUACUACUACUACUAUACUACUAUUACUACUACUACAAUAUUUUUUAUUUUAUAUUUGUGCAAAAGGUGUUCGUGACA
Molecule: messenger RNA, 293 nt
Organism: Cylicostephanus goldi
Lineage: Eukaryota; Metazoa; Nematoda; Chromadorea; Rhabditida; Strongylidae
Source: the annotation of a GenBank genome assembly